AUGCCAGCUGCCCCUGUGAAUCGAGCUGCCAAGAGACAGCGCACUUUGCCCCAGAUGAUGGGACAAAUGAUGAAUCCCAUGAUGAUGAAUCCCAUGAUGGGUGGAAUGAUGAAUCCCAUGAUGGGAGGUGGCAUGGCGCCUAUGAUGAUGGGUGGCUGCAAUGGAAUGAUGGGACCCAUGAAUGGAAUGAUGGGUGGAAUGAUGAACCCAGCAGCCAUGCGUCGAAUGAUGGAAGAUGUUGCGGCUGGGGAAGAUGCUGAGGAAGAAGUCCAUGAUUAUGAUGAUGUUGGUGCAGUCCAAGAUGCUCCUCCUCCUCAGCCUGCUGCUGCUUCGGCCUCUGUGGUUGCGCAGCCUGUGGCUCCUGCUGUGCCUGUCCCUGCUCAGCCUGAGCACCAGCCGCCGCCUGUGCUCCCUUACAACAAGAGUGAUGAUGCUGCCAUCACAAGGUCUGCAAGUAUGAUCAGAGGCAUUCCCAUGACAAGACUUUCCUAUUCCAUUGAGAAGUUGGUGCCAGCCCUGGAUGCCGGCUACACCAGUGGCCUCACCCAGCGAGAUCUUCUUCAGCUUCUCUGGAUCAUCACGAAGUUAAAGCCAUCUCUCAAGAUUUCGAAUCUUCGUGUGACCUCGUAUGAGGAUCUUGGCAACAGGUUCAAGAAGGCCCAUGACAGGAUCAAGGAUUCCUGCGAAGGGUUUCCUGACAACAUCGUCCAGGAGCUUCCGUUGGUCUUGGGGGAUGCCGAGGUCAAUGAUGUGGCUGUUGCUCAGGGAUGGAAAGAUGAGUUCCUGAAGCCUGUUUCUUGCGCAAAGGCUCCUCCGCCCAGUGUUGCUGAGGUUUUUGCAGGCAGGCGUCCGGCUGCAGCACCUGUGCCGGCGUUGCCUCACCCCCCUGCGCGCAAUUCGUCAAUUGCGUCAAUUGCCCCAAUUGCUGUGACAACAAGCAAAGCUGCUCCGCCAGCUCCAGCCAGCCCAGCUGCUGAGGCAGCUGCUCCGCCAGCUCCAGCCCGCCCAGCUGCUGAGGCAGCUGUGAGAGAUGCCACUCCACCAGCUGAGCCUAGCCCAGAUGGAGAUGCCCAGGGAGCUGAGCCUAGCCCAGCUGUGGACCUGGCUGUCGAGCCUAGCCCAGCUGCUGAGGCAGCAGCUGUGACUGUGCCAGCUGCAGAUGGAGAUGGCCCACCCAUUUGUCUGAUUUGCCAGCAGGAGAUGACCAAUGGCGCGAUGAAGACACUUGGGUGCGGCCACAUAUAUCAUCUUUCUUGUAUGGAGAGCUGGUACACAGCAACAUCCAACUUCGAAGAGCGUUGCCCUCUCCGUUGCCAGAUCACGCCCCCGGCUGGUGAUCGAGCUGUUCGAGGAGCGGAUGACUUCGAGGUUGUGGACUUCGUGUGA
Messenger RNA from Cladocopium goreaui, 1386 nucleotides. The record is from the annotation of a GenBank genome assembly. Lineage: Eukaryota; Dinophyceae; Suessiales; Symbiodiniaceae.